This is a messenger RNA of Gavialis gangeticus (Gharial), 8569 nucleotides long. RefSeq names its product crumbs 2, cell polarity complex component (gene CRB2). Lineage: Eukaryota; Metazoa; Chordata; Crocodylia; Gavialidae. The coding region runs from base 194 to 4630 and encodes 1478 amino acids. Gene Ontology annotation, molecular function: calcium ion binding. The record is from RefSeq and is a predicted model, not a curated record. The transcript is spliced from 14 exons.
CAGCAUGUAUAAAGCGUUUCAAAGUGGACAGCGACUCUGUCCACCCCGUUAGUGCUAGUCCCUAAAUCGGCAACGAGUGGAGUGAUUGCUUCUGUUAGGAAAAACUCUCCAAAGUCCAGGAUGUGGGGAGAGCCCACACCUACCAACUUCCAGCUGCUGCUUCUCUCCUGAGGCUUUCAGAACAGGCAUUUUCAUGCUCGCAAUGGAAUUAAAGAGAAUUAUAUCCAGGGCAUACCAUGUUGCUGCCCUGCUCCCGCUCUUUCUCCUGCUUUGGGGUUCCACGUGCGCUGAAGAUGUCAAGAGCUGUUCAUCAUCCCCUUGUCAGAAUGGAGGGAGCUGUGAGGACUUGGGAAGGGGAUACCGGUGCGUCUGCCCUCAGCAGCCCCUAGCCUACAUGGGCACGAACUGUGAACUCCUCUAUGAUGCGUGUGCUGUGCACGCGUGCUCCACCAAUAAAACCUGCCGCACAGUGCGAGGGCUCCAGGAGUAUGAAUGCAUCUGCAGGGCUGGCUUCACAGGUAUCGACUGUAGUGUUAAUAUUAACGAGUGCGAGAGCAACCCUUGCAAAGAGCCGCAUUUUGAAUGUGUAGAUAGUGUAAAUGGAUACACCUGCCAAUGCCAAACAGGACUGAUCGGAGAAGGCUGCCAAACAGCGAUCUCUCUGUGCUCUAGCCAUGCCUGCCUAAAUAAUGGGACCUGUGUCCAGCGUGCUGAGGAUUAUGUCUGCUUCUGCCCACCUGGCUUCACUGGGGACCACUGUGAGCACGACGUCAACGAGUGCGCCUCCAGCCCGUGCCAGAAUGGGGCCAUCUGCCGGGACAUGGUGAACGAGUACAAAUGUUUCUGUGUGCCUGGGUUCCAAGGGUACCGCUGUGAAAUAGAUAUCAACGAGUGUGCAUCCCGGCCCUGCAAAAACAACGGCACCUGCCGGAACGAGAGGGAUCACUAUAUCUGCGAGUGCGUCCCUGGCUACACAGAUGUAAACUGUGAUGCUGAAAUAAAUGAAUGCAACUCAGACCCUUGCGAGAACGGGGGCACAUGCAGUGACCACAUUGGGUUCUUCACCUGCACCUGUGCGCCAGGCUAUGAAGGACUCCAGUGUGAGGUGGACAUCAAUGAAUGUCUCAGCCAACCAUGUCACAAUGGCGGGAAGUGUCUUGACCUAGUUAAUAGCUACCAGUGUGAUUGCAGUGACACAGGCUUUGAAGGGGAGCACUGUGAGCUGGAUAUCCUCGAGUGUGCCUCCCAGCCCUGCCUGAACAGUGCCACGUGUCUGGAGGGGGUCAAGAAUUAUAGCUGUGCCUGCUGGCCAGGUUACGUGGGGCAACGCUGUGAGGAGGAUGUGGAUGAGUGUGCCACAGAGCCCUGUCACAAUGGAGGUGUGUGCUUUGAACGAUCCAACCAGAGCUACUAUGGGACACAGCCAGACUUCCCCCAUGAGUUCAGCUACAGCCAAGCUGCUGGUUUCCUCUGUUGGUGCCAACCAGGCUUUGAAGGGGAGACCUGCUCCAUCAACAUCGAUGAAUGCGAGUCCCAGCCAUGUCAGCACGGAGCACGCUGUGAAGAUCUGGUUAACAGCUUCCUUUGCCAUUGCCCACCGGGAUACUCAGGCGUGGAGUGUGCCGUUGACAUCAAUGAGUGCGAAGAUGGCCCCUGCGAGAAUGGGGCUGCCUGCGAGGAUGGCAUUGCUGACUACCCCUGCCGCUGCGUCCCCAGCCAGAAUGGCACUGUAUGGGGCGGGAAGAACUGCUCCAUCCAGCUCACCGGCUGCCAGACACAUGACUGCCAAAAUGAGGCCCUCUGCACCCCAACGUAUGUGGCAGGGAGCCACGGCCACCUUUGCCAGUGCCAGCCUGGCUUCUACGAUGCCACAUGCUCAACCCCAACAACCUUCUCCUUUGCCUCCAGGACAUUUCUCCCCAUUGACAUGUCCACAGGUGGUUGGAGCAGGAAGGAUGUGGCAGGAGUUCCCGUGGCCAGCGUGUCGCUCCGGUUCAGAACCACACUGCCUGAUGGCAUCCUCUUUUACCGAGGCCAGGAAGGAGCAUACCUGUUCCUGGAGCUCUCUGGUGGCACACUGCAUGCAGGGGUGCAAAGAAACAACGCCAAAUCCUCUUUGGCCUUGGAGGGACUGAAGGUUGAUGAUGGCCAGUGGCAUAAAGCUGAGGUUCUUCUGCAGCACUCGGUGGAGUUAAAGCUGUGGCACGAAUCCUGCGAUGCAGGAGUCUGCCUGCAGAGCGCUGUGGUUGGGGACAGUGCUGCUCUGCUCCCACCACCCUUCCUGAAAGCCUAUGUUGGGGGGGUUGAUGGCAGCGGGGUAGCCAACACCACACGCAGCCGGCAGGGUUACAUCGGCUGCUUGCAGGACCUGCAGGUCGAUUCCCAGGCUGUCCUUCCCCUGGAUCUCCUUCCCAAUGCAUCCUCCCUGGCAGCACUGGGCUGUGACAGGACGGAGUGGUGCCAGGCCCAGCCCUGCUCUCACGGAGGCUCGUGUGUGGACCUCUGGGCAACCUUUAGGUGCAACUGCUCCAGGCCUUAUGAAGGCCUCACCUGCUCAUACGAGUAUCCGGCAGCAACGUUUGGCCUGGAGGAUUCCUACAGCUUGGCCUCUUUCACACUUGCAGAUAAUCCCAUAGCUGACUUCAGUGUUUCCUUUUUCAUCCGCACGCUGAAGCCAGAGGGCCUGGUGCUGCAGGUCCAUGAUGGGACUGAACCCUGCCUCACUGUGUACCUGAAGGAUGGCUGGCUCCUGCUAAAGACACCAUUCGCAGGCCCCAUGGCGCUCUCAGAAGCGCUGGCUGAUGGGAAGAGACACUUGGUGACACUCUCCUUCCGAGAAGGAGUAGCUUACACCAGUCAUUCAGACAGAGAGGUGGAGCUCGGGCACCUGGUCAUGAGGCCUCUUGCAGCUGGCCAUGUGGUACAUGUUGGCAGGCUUCCUCAGCAAGAAAGCAUGGGGACUUGGGGAGGCUAUUUUAAAGGCUGUCUUCAAGAUAUCCAGCUCAACAACCAUCGCCUGGAGCUUUUUGCUCAUCAGGCAGACAACUACAGCCUACCACAGGAGGCAUACAUGGGACGAACUACUGGCCUCGUGCAGGGCUGCAUCUCUGACGACACCUGCAAGUCCAAGCCGUGUCACAAUGGCGGGGUGUGCACUGUCACCUGGAAUGACUUCAGCUGUAGCUGUCCAGCAAACUUCACGGGGAAAACCUGCGAGGAAAGAGUCUGGUGUGAAAGUGACCCCUGUCCCAAAGCCACCGCCUGCGUGGAUGUCCCGGCAGGCUAUGUCUGUCUGGCAAAUGCCACGUUUUAUGGCCAUGCUGCCACCGAGUUCACCACCAACGCUUCGGUGACCAGAACACUCAGCAGCGUCCGCUUGGACUUCAGAACCAGAGAUGCGGAUGCCAUUUUGCUUCGGGCCACUGAAGCGGUGGGCUCUCUCCAGAUCGCCAUCCAGAACUCCUCCCUGCUCGUGGAGAUGAGCAGUGGGAACAGCAUUGAGGGUGCCAGCUUCCGGAGUCAGAUGCCUGUCACCGACGGGGCCUGGCACACGGUCUCUUUGACCAUGGAGGAGCCAUCAGCACUUUCUUCACGCUGGCUGGUUCAUUUGGACAAUUCCAUGAAUGCAACUCUCCAGGGGAGGGCUGGGGACUUGGCUUUCUUGAGGACCAAUGCACUGAUUGUGCUGGCUGAGAAUUUCACAGGCUGCCUUGGAGAAGUGACCAUUGGGGAAAUCCACUUGCCCUUCACUGCCCACCUCCCUUACCCUCAGCCUGAGCAGUUCUUGCAGGCUGGGGGCAGUGCCAUCCAGCUGGGCUGCACGGGGGCCGAUGUGUGCGGGUCAGGUCCUUGCCUCAAUGCUGGCACUUGUGAGGACCUGUUUGAUUCCUUCCGCUGCGCUUGCAGCACAGGGUGGGCAGGCCCGCUCUGCGAGGCCAACAUCGAUGACUGCCAGGCCAGCCCAUGCGUCCACGGGACCUGUGUGGAUUUGGUGGCUGACUUCCAGUGUGAAUGUGCCCCGGGAUUUGCGGGGAAGAAAUGCGAUGUGGACGUGGAUGACUGUGGGCAGCACAAGUGCCUACACAGUGGGACCUGCGUCGAUGAAGUCGCCGGCUAUUCCUGCAAGUGCCUGCCACAGUACUCUGGCCCACGCUGCGAGUGGCCGUUUCCCCCUGAACAAUGCGGCAAAAACUUCACCUGCCUGAAUGGUGGCAAAUGCACCAGUGGCCCGUGGGGAGCCAACUGCACCUGUAAGCCGGGUUUCACCGGACGGAACUGUCAAAUGAAUAUCAAUGAGUGUGAUCCAAACCCAUGCCAGAAUGGAGGGACGUGCCAGGAUGCGGUGAACAAGUACGAGUGUGUGUGCAGUGCAAGCUACACAGGGGAGCGCUGUGACAUUGAUAAAGGGACUCCAGGUGCUUUCUUCCCAUUCCCAUUACUUGAAGUAGCUGUCCCUGUAGCCUGUGGCUGUUUACUUCUGGUUAUUAUUGGUCUCAUAUUCAUGGUUCUCACUGCAAGGAAGAGGCGCCAGUCAGAGGGAACCUACAGCCCCAGCCAGCAAGAGGUGGCAGGAGCGCGCUUGGAGAUGGACAGUGUCCUGAAAGUGCCACCAGAAGAACGCUUAAUAUAGGUAUCGCCAUGGCAAGGAGAUGCACGCCAGGGUCUGCUUAGACCUUGCGACUUUUCCAGCACUUGCUCCAGCAGAUCCACGUGAGCUCAGUCCCUCUGAGGCAUGGCGAGGAGGCCGUGGACUUACAAGUGCCUGGAAGAUUGUUUAAGCAAUGGCUGUUCCAGCUGGCUCACUUUUCAUUGUCAGUUGUGGACUCCUGGCUCAAAAUGAGCUUUUUACCCUCCUCUCCUCUGGACUGUCCCCCUUCUUCAACUAGCAUAGGAGCUGUUUCAAGUCAUUCAGGUGUUUGCACCUGGUAGGAGAUGUCCCUAGCCCCACUGCCACACCGCAGUCAGAUUAUUAAAGACUAUUUCAAAAGAUGAGUAAUUAGGCAGUAUGACAACAGCUUAUGCUUAUGCUGCAAAGAAAACUAGCUACUUUCUUGUUAGAGCUGGAGAGGUGUAGAGCAUAUUUAUGACCAGACUGUAUACAGUGUUUAAUUUUCCCAACUUUUCAAACCAGUUUCAAGCCAGUUGGGAUGAGUGGUAGAAACCCCCUGGCACCAUUUCCACAACAGCAACAGCAGCCGUGAACUCCUGCCUCCUGACAGAUGCAACGCUGGAAAGAGCUGUCAGGAACUACUGCCAUCAUUGCACAAUCAAUGCAUUUUAUCAAGUGACCGCUGCCUGGGGUAAAGCUUUAGACAUUCCCACGGGUACCACACAGGGCGUGUGCAAUCGCGGCCCUGACUCGGAGCAGGAGCUAUGAGUUCCUGCCGUGCUCGUGGCAGUUCAGUGCCUAUCGCCAAAUGCCUGACCUUUUCCAAUUCUGAAAGGGUUCAGUAAAAAUGUGCAGAGUGUCAGACAGGAGAACAUUCAUCUUGGCCCUUGGGCAGUCCCUGUAGGCUACAAACGGAUGGGGACUGUGCUGCCCAACAGACAAGGACGGGGAAGCUGGGUAUUUGGUAGCUGACUAAAGCAGGUGGCUUUCCUAUCAGCAACAUGAGAUGCUUUGCACAAAGCAGCUUUCGCAUGUUCUGAAAAUCCUGAGAAAAUGGUUUGUUCUUCUCACUGGCCUGGAAGUGUUUCAAAACUGUGAUGGGGAAGUGGUAAUGGGGGCAGAGAGGAAGCAGCUUUGAUAUUUUUCUGGUGGGAAAUAUUACAUUUCACGAAGAUGAGCUCUGAGAGUAACGGCAAUAACCCUGUUCCAUCACAGCAGCCAGUGUGGGCACAUCUUAGCAACUCUUCGGUUGUGGGAGCAGUCGGGGCUGCAGGGGCAGCUCUGCUCCUGGCAGUUAUUGCAGGCUCAGUGAUUGCCAUGAAGAAAAGGAGAGCCACUCAGGGAACGUACAGCCCCAGCCGGCAGGAGAAAGACGGUGCGCGCGUGGAGAUGUGGAAUGUGAUCAAGAUGCCACCAACCGAGAGACUGAUCUGAGGACAUUCCCAGGCACUGCUCUGCUGCAGCACUUCUGUAUGUAUUUGCUGAAGUCCAAGCUGCUUUUUUUAGGGCAUUCCUGUUCCUCUGUAGCUUCUCUAGGAUGUGGGAAGCCAUCCUCUAGUGGGAGGAAAAACCUAGUUUGGGGUUUUUGUGGUGGUUGUGUCCUGACUCCUGCAAACUGUAAAACCACUGGGGCAGCACGGGCAGCAGAACAAAUGAAAGCUUCGCAGGGAUUACGCAGAGAACUGUGUAUAGGCAAAAUGCACUGCAGCCUACUGGGGUGCUCUGUCCCAGCAGGAGAACAGAGGGCAGGGACCAGCUCCACGAUGCCCCUCCUUUUUCUGUCCCUUUGGCAUCUGAUUUCUCAUGUCAGCAGCAAUUCUCUCAUUGCCACAGAAUCAGCACAAACCUCACAUUGAGCAUUAGUAGAUGACAAACAGCAGGUCAGGGAGUCUCACUAACAGAGGAAGAGUUUCCUAUCUUCAUUACCGAGUGCAAUCCCAAAACCUACGUGCUAGGGGCAGGAUUUUCCUCUCCCACCAUGGCAAGGCCAGACAAGCAACUGACUCAUGGCAGAACUCUCCACAGCUCCAGUGCCGCUGUUCUUCCAGCCAUCGGGAAAAUUAAACCACCCUGCAGGUGGUAGGUACUUGGACUAGGCUUAGCUUAGGAAAGGAUCCAGCAGGAGUAUUUGAACUGCCUUGAAAUGAAUUGCUGAGUGCAUUGCUAAAUUGUUCUGAGAAUUUGGAUGUAUACAGCAGCGGAUCACUUUAUUUGAUCAGCAUUUACAGUAGAGUGGCUCUGAGCUGCCCAGAUGCCACUUAGCUGUAAUGUUGCUCACCCCCUGAGAUCUGCCAGAGUCGAUGCCUGACUUCAGGACUCCACCAGAGCUGCCCUGUGACGACUUGGCCCUCGUGCGUGAAGGUGACACUUGCCUGCAAAGGGUCAGUAGCAGGCCUUUGCAUCGCCAGCUGCAGUGCUACAAGGGGACGCUUAGCCCCAUGUAAGAAAUGUGGUGAACUUUUAACAGGCAAUUAAGUUGUGUUGGGUGAAACCUGCCACUAACUCCUCACCCACCAGGUUUCUCUGAGGACAUGCACUGUUUGUUGCUCCUCCUGCUCUCACUGUUGCUGCUGGGUGCAGCUUUCCCUCUCCAUCACCGUAUGUCAGGGACUGUGCAAACAACUGAUACAGAGCAGGCUCAUGGAGGUCUGAAAUGUUAAUUAUUUCAUCAUCGUUAUAACAAAUACUGGUUAGGAAGAUUUUACACAAGUAUCUAUUCUUAUCUAGAGAGCUCAGAAAUGUGAAUCCACAUGCACCACACAAUGCCACUGGAGAAAAUCCUACAUGAAUUUUGCUUCUUGAAAGUAUUUAACUGUUGCGUAAAUAUUUCUGGAUUCUAACAAACAAAGGGAAGGGUACUAAGACCAGACAGUGAACCAGUCCACUUACCAAGCCUCAUCAUCCAAACAACAUCAGGCUAAGUUUCAGUCCGUGUAGUCCGAGUUACCGUUACUGAUGAGAGAGAUACCUUCACUGCAGGAAUGAUCUCCUCAGUCUGUUUUCCGCCUGUGUUUUAGUGAGGUUUAAUUGUGCUGCUUCCAAGUGCUCUAGCAAUGGACUGUAUCCAGCACUAGCUGCUGCAGGGAAACUGGUUGAACUCUGCAAGUUAUGAGCACAGCGUUGGCCAGUUUGUGGCCAAGCGUUGAACAGGGUGUGCUUUUAAUAGAGCAGCUCCUACCAGGCAGGCAGGCCCUGCAGAGCUGAGCUUCUGGCUGGGGCUCUCCCGCUAAGGGAAGAAAUUCACUCCUUGGUCACUGCUGGUCCAGCCCUAAGACUGGAAUUGCCCAAUGGCCCUGAAGCCCCUUCUGACCAGGAGAGUGUUAGCAGGCUUGACAACCCACUGGCAGGAGCGAGGGGCUGGAGCAGUCCCUGGCUCUCCUUCAGGAUGCCCAGAUAAACUUCUCGUCUUUACUUAAAAAGAAAUGUGGAAAGAGGACCUGACUGAAUCGCUGCUCUUGCAGGGGACAAACAGAUUUGUGUUGCAGCAAAUGAGCGCUGCAGCACUCCCAUGCUGUCCCUCAAGGAGAUACAAAUCUAUGAAGCAAGCCAGUAGGUAAGACACCAAACACCGGUUUUAGGGCUAGCUGAAAACUGUCUGCCUACAACCCUCUUCUCUUCCUGGCUCAUCAGGAGUAAGAAUGCUGCUCGAUUUCUUCACAGGGUUAUCAAAGUAAAUUGACUCGCCUGAUUUCUGCAAGCCCCCUGAAACCAGGACUAAUGAGAGGUGUGAGACACUGAUAAAGUAUUUUUUUAACAUUUCUGUGGGGUCUUUUCCACUGUGAACUUAAUUUUCUUUUGUUAUUUAAAUUUUUGAAUAUAUUUUUUCACAAAACUGAUUUGCUACAGAUGAUGUUCUUAAAAGACACGGGGUUUUUCUGUAAUUGUAAAUCACAUAGACUUGUAAAGAUUGGACUGUCCCCCAGACAACAUGAUCUGCAAUAAAAACUGGUUCAAAACACA